Molecule: messenger RNA, 1146 nt
Organism: Funneliformis geosporum
Lineage: Eukaryota; Fungi; Glomeromycota; Glomeromycetes; Glomerales; Glomeraceae
Source: the annotation of a GenBank genome assembly
AUGUACUUUGUCGAUUUAUUCAAUCAACGUCGUCGAAAGACAGAACCUAAAUUUGUUCAUAUCUUAAGAGCAUGUAUAAUACUAUUAUUAUUAGCUUUACUUUUAGCAUACAUUAUAUUUUUGAUUAUUGAAGUGAUUAAUAGUGUGCCAGCUAUACAGUUUUCAAUAAUUGAAACUAAUGAAAUUCCAUUUCCCGAUAUGGGAUUUUUCGCCAAUUUUUCAUUCAAUAUUGAAUGUCAAUUUAAAAUAAAUACCGGUAAAAUGAUUGAAAUAAUAGAUAAUAACUGUAACAAUUCUUUUAUACAACCCCAACAGUUAUGGGAUGAUCCCCCCGGAUAUUUUGGAUACUUUAUAAAUAAUAAUAAUUUAAAAUUUACAAAGAAUACAAAAUCUGGCAAUCAGUUUAUUGAAAUAAAGUUAUCUGCUAAUUCAUAUGGUGAUUUUAUUGAAAUUUACCUUAUUGAUACAGAAUUUAACCCCUUAAAAUUACAAGAUGGUAAAGUUGAUUUAGAAUCUAUUCAAAUUAUUGAUCACAUUAGAGAAUUAGUCGCAAACAAUAAGUAUUAUCUUGUCAAUAAUCAGGUUUCAUAUAUAGGAUUGACGAGAAAUCAACAGAAAAAAAUUCAUUCAAGAUUCAGUGGUAUUCUUGGAGUCAGUCCAUCUUAUAACAACCUACAUCGUAUUGUAUCCAACUUUCAGAGCUUACCCUUUCCUGCAGCACCAAGUACCGAAUAUCAUAGUGCUGUUGCUAUAAACGUAGCAAGCUUCCGUAUGCAAGUGGAGACUGAACAAAGAACACGGACUUUGCUCGGUAUAGUUGGCCUUAUGGGCGGUGCAUGGGGCUUGGCUUCGGCAUUGUACGCGGCUCUAUUUGGCGUGGAUAUGAUUCGUCCUUGGGGUUGUUUGCAGUCUUAUUGUGGAUUAAGACGUAGAACAUAUAAUAAAUUUAAAAAAAGAAUUCCAGUACUUCCAUUAAUCAAUUCCUCUUCCUCAAUGACGGAGUUAAAUUCUAAUUCUUUAGAUGUUAAAGAAUUACGUGAUCACAUAAUUUCUCUUGAAAUAUUCUUAAAGGAAUAUGUUGUAGAUGUAAAAUUUUUGGAAAAAUCAGAAAAUAUAGUUCAAAAUGAUAGGAGUGAUGACAAAUAA